This is a messenger RNA of Elephantulus edwardii (Cape elephant shrew), 1671 nucleotides long. RefSeq names its product chromosome unknown open reading frame, human C8orf58 (gene CUNH8orf58). Lineage: Eukaryota; Metazoa; Chordata; Mammalia; Macroscelidea; Macroscelididae. The record is from RefSeq and is a predicted model, not a curated record. The transcript is spliced from 9 exons. The coding region runs from base 1 to 1671 and encodes 556 amino acids.
AUGCUGGGCCGGCGGCGCGUCUUCACGGUGGAGCCGCGCAAUAGAGCUGGGGAGGAUUUGGCAUGCGGGUGUGUAGUGCCUGGAGUCACCAGCACCUACAGACGGAUCCAGGACGCUGCUGAUUGCUGCUCACCGGCGCCCUGGGAUGGAGAUGGCCCGCUGAGAGGUCCUGGGAGGCAGGUGCCACUUCUGAAGCUGGCCUCCCGGGACUCAGGAGUGGAGAUGGCAGUUGAGGAUAGCUCUCUGGCCAUCUCACCAGGCAUUUCUCAAGACUCUCUGGACUUUGAGCCUGUGGGAAGCCCUGAGCCCCCUCCCCUUGCCGCCAUGGAGCCCCCAGCUCAGCGAGGCAGGCUCCUGGCCAGCCGUAAGCUGGAACAGGUGCUGGAGCGGUCCCGCAGGCUCCAGACCUCAUCUGCCAGCUUGCCAAGGCGGUGCCGCCCAAGCAAGUCCGAUUGUGAAGAUGUGCCCUCCUUUGAAGCAGGGGGACAGGCCACAGAGGCAGAAACUGGCCUAGAGGUGAGGGCCUUGGAGCCUGAAGUCUGGACCAGCCUCCCAGGGCAGGGUCUUCGCUACCUGGAACACUUGUGCCUCGUACUGGAACAGAUGGUGAGGCUCCAGCAGCUCUAUCUACAGGUGCAGACCCAGAGGCCCGCCUGGGACCCUGAGGAGAGGGAGGAGUCCGCCCUGGCUCCUUCACCUUUACCCUCACAUGCUGCAGGCCAUGAGAUACAGGUGCCAUGGGACCCGCAAGGCCAGACACAGGACGCAGGGGUGAAAGCAGCUUCAUCCCCUAAAAUGGAGGUGCCCAGUGUCAACCCCCCCAGACUACAAGAGGCCCUGGCAGAGGCAACUCACACCUCUCCAUCAUCCCAGGGACACAAGCUGGAUCUCUCCCACUGGGACAAGGUCAAGGUCCUGCUCAACAGGAUUCGAUGGAGAAGCUCCAGACUCCCGGAGCCCCCAGCAUCUCCCAGAGGCCCCAAGAUUGAGUCAAGAGACCUCUCUGAGAGACCUCGCACCCACCGGAAGACCUUUAUGCCAUCGAUGGUGGUAAAGAAAGGACGAGGGAAAAACCUUUCUGAUGGCAAGCCAGAGUGGGGGAAGGGAGAAGUCAGCCGAGACGGGGGGAGGGACCAUAUCCGGGAGAGUGGCAGCUUCCGACCAGUGGUCGCGCUUCCGGAGAGGCGCUUCCGGCGGCGGCAGCAGCAGCGAUUGUGGUGGUUCCGGGUGUCUUUGUCCCCCGGUGUCGCGGCCCUGGCCCGCAGGGCCGAGGGAGCUGAGCAGCGAAGAUGCAGUGGUCGCCGAAGAGGCCGAGUUCACCUGCUGUCUGCAAGUCCCGUCUCCCUAGCAACGGCCUCGGCCCUGGGGGCGGGCGGGAGGAGGAGAAGCCGCGCGCCCGCGUCCUCUCGCCGUGGCCUCGCCGUUGCCGGGUCUCGGAGACCCGGCGCCUCGGCUGCUGAGGCGGGAGUGGAGGGCCGGGCAGCGCGGGAGCGGGAGGACGGGCGCGCAGCGGGCUUCGCGGUCGGCCGACCGGAGCGCUGCCCUCCCGCCAGCUGGGCCGGGGACGCCAGCCGGCCUUCCAGGGCCCACGUCGUCUCCUCCCCGACACCAGCCGCCUCCAUUUUUCGAAGCCUCGCCGUGGAGUAUUGGCGGAUGUUUUUGAAUGAAUGA